Molecule: messenger RNA, 387 nt
Organism: Trichophyton rubrum CBS 118892
Lineage: Eukaryota; Fungi; Ascomycota; Eurotiomycetes; Onygenales; Arthrodermataceae
Exons: 1
Coding region: 1-387 (128 amino acids)
Source: RefSeq, a predicted model, not a curated record
AUGCCUCCUCCCCCUUCCGUGUAUUACAACUACUACGACCCUAGCUCAACCUCACCCAAGAUGGAAAUGGAUGAAUCCUCUUCCACCGUUGCACCCUCAGCUAUCAACACGAGCGCCCCAAGCGGCAAUAACACACAAGCAAAUUCAAACAGCAUGUCGGACUGGUUUGCCCUCCCACUCGAUCAGUUCUUCAACAGCUCUACCGCAGGAGUUGACCAGGGCCUCGGAGGUACCGGCCCAAUGGUGGGCGAAUUCGACAUGUUGGAAGUCCUGCUCAAAGAGCAAUAUACUGGCGACAACAAUGCAAACGGUACUAGCACUAAUGGACAGGCCCCUGUUGCUGCCGUUGCUACAAAUGGUGGUGGGAUGACGUCUCAUUUCCUGUAA